Molecule: messenger RNA, 1650 nt
Organism: Diabrotica balteata
Lineage: Eukaryota; Metazoa; Arthropoda; Insecta; Coleoptera; Chrysomelidae
Source: the annotation of a GenBank genome assembly
GAUUUAAAUAUGGCAGCUACAGAAAAUACUCGAAUAAACUAUGUACCAAUGGAAAAUAUUCUGCAAAAAAUUAAUUCAAUUCAUAUAUCUUUACCCGAGGAGGAUAAAAGAAGAAAUAAUAAAAUACUAGAUGCAGUUACCAAAAGUAUCGAGAAGAAAAUGCAGGAAACUGAUCCGUUAUUUAAGAAAAUGUUUAAAAAUGAAAAGUAUUUUGGUGGUAGCUAUUAUGAUGGUUUGAAAGUUGGAAAACCAGAAGAGUAUGAUCUUGAUCUAUUGUUAGAACUUCCACCAGACGUAAAACCUGCUAUAGAAGUUAGUGAAAAACAUGGAUUUGUUCAUGUGGUCUUAAACGAUACAUCAAAACUAAGUAAUACUGGCUCUGGUAAAAAAAAUCUAACAUGGAAUGACACUUUAAAAACUUUAUUAGUAGACUCAAAAUAUGUAUCAACAUUUAAACUUCUAUGUUGGUUUGAAAAAGUACUUAGUACGUCAUUAAAGAGUUUUAAAACUGAAGGUACUGAGGAGUGUGUUUUUCACGUUGACGUUGGAGAAGAGGAUAUCCUAAAAGUGACCGGUAAAUUCCAGAAAUCUUUUCCAGCAUUUACUUUAAAAUUAAAGUGCAUUGGCAACUUGGAUAUUGACCUCGUACCUUGCUUUGUAUUUACUGGUGACGACAUGUGGCCGAAAGAAAAUUAUCGACGUAAUCCUUUUCCUCAUAAAAGUAGAUUUCUCGUUGUUCCCAAAAACCCUUAUGGAGAACAAUGCGGACCGCAGAACCCAAAUAACAUAUAUUGGCGCCUUUCAUUUCAAGAACAAGAACGUGAGCUGAUUUCUGGAAAUCAGUAUAACACAAUGAAAGCCACUAUAAAAUUAUUGAAGAAAUUAAGGGAUCACAAAAGCCACAAAAUUGCAAGUUACUACAUAAAAACUAUAUUUUUAUGGGAAGUCGAAGAACGUGAGGCAAGUUUCUGGAGAAAGCCUCUGAGUAUUGUAUUCAUGGAGAUGCUCAUAAAAUACGAAGCAAUAUUGAGAAAAAAAGAUAUACCAUAUUAUUGGAAUGAUAAAUAUAAUCUUAUAGGGCAUAUAAAAGACAUCACUAUUGAAAAUAUUGCCAAUUAUAUAAAAGCAGUCAUCGAUGGCGUAAAUAGAAAAGUUGCCGAAGAACCAUUUACUAUUGCAUACUAUAUUCUGCCACCUGCAGACGUAGAAGAUUUAAAAGCCCAAGUUAAUAUUGGCAAAAAAUAUAAAAAACUUAUGGGAGACUCUGGUACUUCAGAUAGCACAACAGUUUGUGAUGAUCAAUUGGAAGCUAUUCACAAUCGACUAGAUCAGCUGACUGAAAAAGUUGAUUUAUUGUACAAAAUAAUGCAAAAUACGAAUGUUUUAUUGGUAGAUGUUUUAAAUAAGUUAACAGUUGAUACAGAUGACUUGGAUAUGUCAUGUAUAAAAUAGUGAGAAUAAGCAUUAAAUAAAAACCAAACAAAUAUUAUCAAAAAAUAAUUAACUUUUUAUUAAAAAUUAUCCACAAUUUUAGUAUAAAAUAGAUUUAUUUUGACGUUUACGUUUAGGUUAACACUUGUAAUACAUAGUUUGUUUAUUUAACAUGAAUGUAUCGAAUUAUUUACAUUAUGUAGUUACAGUUUUUAUUUA